ACAUUAUUAAUUUAGUUGUCAAUGAUGGAACUACCGCAUUAGCUUCCUUGAUAGAGAACUUAAGGUGCACUGUGAAGUACCUUAAGAAGUCUCCAUCUCGCAUGCAUAAGUUUGUAGAGAUAUGUAGAUCUCUUGCAUUGCAAAUUGGAGAAGGGAUGAGGCUUGAUGUGUCAACGAGGUGGAGUUCAACAUACAAGAUGUUGCGUACUGCUAUAGCUUACAAGGAAGCUAUUCAAGCAUAUGCUGAUGCAGAUUUAAACUAUAAGUGGGAACCUACGACUGAGGAAUGGGAUUUGUUUGUUGCAAUUGAACCAAUUCUUGCAUCUUUAGCUAAGGUAACCACUGCAUUGUCAGCUUCUUCAUAUCCCACUACAAAUCUAUUCUAUCCUCACAUUGUGGAUGUCAAGAUUGCAUUGAGGGCAGCAAUGUUUUCCAAUAAUUUAAAUUUGAAGAAAAUGGGUACUGCAAUGAUGGAAAAAUUCAACAAGUACUGGGAAGAAAAGAAUAAUGUUAUGGUGGUUGCUACUAUCCUAGAUCCGAGGUAUAAGAUGAGAUAUAUUGAGUGGUGCUUUGGUAGGAUUUUUGAUGUAGACCAAAGUGGAUUUGAGAUACAGGAAGUUCGAGCUGAGUUAGAAAAGUUGUAUGAAGAGUGUGAGUUGCAGCAUAGAGAGAAAAAAGCUGCUCAAAGCAAGUCCAAUGCAUCCUCAUCCUUGACGAUUGAUAGAUCGUGCGGUUUGCCUUCUGCUUCAUGUGAAUUUCAGUCAUAUUUAUCAUCUACUGAAGCGAACCCAUCAAAGAGUGAGCUGCUCAUCUAUUUGGAUGAGCUAAAUGUGAGUUUAGAAGACAAAGAGUUUGAUUUGCUGAACUGGUGGAAGGUUAAUUCACAUAGAUUUCCGGUGGUGUCGAAAAUGGCAAAGAAGUUCUUAACUGUUCCGGCAACCUCUGUGUCUUCAGAGUCUACUUUUAGCACUGGGGGUAGAACUCUAGAUGACUAUCGUAGUUCUCUACGCCCUUCUACGGUGGAGGCAUUGAUAUGCGCAUCUAGCUGGAUUCGAGGUGCACAUGAUGGAACCCGUAGAUAUGUGGAAGAAGAUGAGGAGGAUGACAUCGAGAAUAUUUCAUUUCCAAAAAGCUUUGUAGAGAGUAACUAGCUGGAGAGUGGAGACAUCAGGACAUGGAGAUGGAGCUGGUCAGCUGGACUUCGCCGUUGCUUGCUGGAUGUGGAUGGUGCCUGGGCGGCUGGGCGCCUGGCUGCCUGCUUUUGUAGUUUUGUGGAAUGCUUGGAGGCUUGGAGCUGGACUUGGGUGGCUUGCUGGUCUGCUGGAUGUGGAUGCUGGAUGGUGCCUGGGCCUGGGCGGCUGGGCGCCUGGCUGGCUGGCUGGCUGCUUUUGUAGUUUUAUGGAAUGCUUGGAGGCUUGGAGCUGGACUUGGGACUUGGCUGUAGUCUGUAGAUGAGUCAUGAGUAGAUAAAUGUUUAGCUCAUUAGUUGUUUUUUAUCU
Messenger RNA from Panicum virgatum (switchgrass), 1499 nucleotides. Its product is annotated as zinc finger BED domain-containing protein RICESLEEPER 2-like. Lineage: Eukaryota; Viridiplantae; Streptophyta; Magnoliopsida; Poales; Poaceae. The transcript is spliced from 3 exons. The record is from RefSeq and is a predicted model, not a curated record. Gene Ontology annotation, molecular function: protein dimerization activity; DNA binding. Bases 102 to 1151 code for a protein of 349 amino acids.